ACCCUUAUGUAACUUUGUAUUCAACAAUAUAUAUUUUCUGUUUCUUUCUUUCUUUCUUUCUUUCUUGGUGGGCGUUAUUCACCACCUAAUCUAACUCUCUUCGCUUCCUUCCAAACCCUAGGAUUCUGCAAAAAAACUUCAUUUCAAUCUGAAUCUGUAAGAGCAGGAAUCGGAUAUCAAAGAGCUGGGAUAAAAUGACAAUUGUGGAGGACCCGAAUCCAGAGCUUGCGUCUGAUUUGUCUACUAUUUCUCCGCCGAAUUCAUAUGGAUCUGUUGUUCUAGGUGGCACGUUUGAUCGCUUACAUGAUGGUCAUCGACUUUUCCUCAAGGCAGCUGCGGAGUUGGCUAGGGAUCGAAUUGUUGUUGGUGUUUGUGAUGGACCUAUGAUUUCCAAGAAACAGUUUGCAGAUCUUAUUAUGCCUAUUGAAGAGAGAAUGAAAAAUGUUGAAGAUUACAUUAAGUCUAUCAAGCCUGAGCUGGUAGUACAAGUUGAACCCAUUACAGAUCCUUACGGUCCUUCAAUUGUAGACAAAGAUCUUGAGGCUAUUGUUGUCAGCAAGGAGACGCUACCUGGUGGAUUAUCGGUCAACAAGAAGAGAGCCGAGAGAGAGCUGUCACAACUAAAGAUCGAAGUUGUGAAUCUGGUAUCUGAAGAAUCGAGUGGAGAAAAACUGAGUUCGACAACACUUAGGAAGCUUGAGGCUGAGAAAGCUGGAAAAGUUUAGCCUGCCUUAACCGGUAUACACGUAUAUUGUGCUGCUGAUACAAAGUAUCCGUAUACUUUCGGGUUUCUAGCUUCACAAGUUUGUCGUGAUUUUCAAUGCACCUAUACGUUUUUGUUGAAUAAAAGUGUGUAUAGAAAGCGUAUGUUGGACAUUGUAUACUCUUGUCAUCUUGUAUACAUGAAAUACUUUUACAAUGGUAGUUUGUUCGCAAGAAGAAAGCAGUUUUUACGCAACAAGCACCGUUUUAAUUA
This is a messenger RNA of Helianthus annuus (common sunflower), 976 nucleotides long. Its product is annotated as phosphopantetheine adenylyltransferase. Gene Ontology annotation, biological process: coenzyme A biosynthetic process. The record is from RefSeq and is a predicted model, not a curated record. Gene Ontology annotation, molecular function: dephospho-CoA kinase activity; pantetheine-phosphate adenylyltransferase activity. NCBI's taxonomy places the organism in Eukaryota, Viridiplantae, Streptophyta, Magnoliopsida, Asterales, Asteraceae. Bases 195 to 725 code for a protein of 176 amino acids. The transcript has 7 exons.